UUUUACGUACAUUCUAAACAUAUACUCGUAUAUAUAAUAAUCAUUACGUAUAUAUCGAUGGUUGUAAUGAUCGAGACCGCUUUAGAGCUUGCAAUUCGUGAACUACUGAAAGCAGUAGUAGGACAAAGUAUGCAAACCGCAAGAUUCAAAACUUUACUCAAACGUCUUAAAAAAACCUUGAAUUGCAUCGAGUCAAUGUUUUACGACAGCCGGAGGCUCAACAAAGUGUUAGACCGUCCGGAAAAAGAGAUCAUGAUGUUUGUAUAUCAUCUAGAGACGGGGAAAGAACACGUACUAAAGUGCUCGAAGAUUAACUUUUGGAACGUGUACCAAAAGUUUCUUCAUUCUAAUAAGUUGGUUCGGUUAAACAACGAGCUCUUAAGGUUUUUUCAGGUGGAAUUGCAGACGGAUAUGAUGAUGAUGAGUACUAGUAUGAGGGGUUUGAUUGGGAUUUAUGAUUUGUCGGAGAAAAUGGAUCGACUACUAUCAGCUGUUACUAGUCCUGCGCGUCCUAGUUCUAAAUUGUGCAGUGUUCCCGGGCUUCCAUAUCUUAUAGUUGGAUUUGACCAGCAUCUAGAGCAAGUGAAGCGUAUGCUGCUUGAUGAUGACGAUCAAGUGAUGGUGGUUUCGGGUCCUGGAGGUUGUGGGAAGACUACUUUGGUGAAACUACUUUGUCAUGACAAUAAAAUAAAAGACAUAUUUGGUGCAAAUAUCUUUUAUAUUACUGUCUCAAGAACAUCCAGUCUGAAGACCGUUGUCCAAAAACUAUUUGAACAUCUUGGUGAAAAUCAUUAUGAGUUUCAAACCAAUGAAGAGGCCACAAAUCAACUCCAGAGCCUAAUGAAACGAAUGGAAUCACAGAACAUGUUGUUGAUCCUGGACGACGUCUGGUCUGAAUCUGAAUACAUAAUUCAAGAGCUUAAGUUUCAUAUAUCAGGAUACAAAAUUUUGGUCACAUCAAGAUUUUUGUUUCCAAGGUUUAAUUCAACUUAUGAGUUAAGCUUGUUGAGUGAAGAAGAUUCAAAAACUCUUCUUUGCUAUUCGGCAUUUCCAAAUGAUGGAAUUCAUGUAAAUGUGCCAGAUGAUCUCGUGAACAAGAUUGUUAAGUUAUGUAAGGGACUUCCGUUGGCCCUUACUGUGGUUGGUGCAUCGCUUUGCGGUCAAUCUCUGCUUAAAUGGAAAACUACUCUCAAAAAAUGGUCAGAUGGUCAAUCUAUUUUGCAGUCAAACAGCAGCAUACUUCAUAGUCUCAAGUCAAGUAUUGAUUCACUGGAUGAGUUGUCUAUUGUUAAAGAAUGCUUCUUGGACUUGGGCUCGUUUCCUGAAGAUGAACGGAUUGCAGCUACGAUUCUUCUGGAUAUGUGGGUGGAGUUAUACAAUCUUGAUGAUGAGGGAAUGUAUACCACUGAAAAUCUUGUUGAAAUCUCAUUAAGAAAUCUUAUCAAACUUGCUCCAAUAAGAAAAGAGGCAGGGGAAUUAGAAGGGUAUUGUAACGAGCUUUAUGUCAAGCAGCACAAUUUGCUAAGAGACUUGGCCAUCCACCUCAGUAGCCAAGAGCCCGUUGCAGAAAGAAAACGCUUGUUCAUUGAAAUCCAUGAGAACCGGUUUCCAAUUUGGUGGAAGGAACAAAUAACACACCCCAUUAGCACCCAAAUCUUAUCUAUUUCAACAGAUGACACUUUUGAUUCUACUUGGAAUGAUUUACAAGCACCUAAAGUUGAAGUAUUGACAUUGAAUAUACAGAGCAAAAAAUACGCUCUGCCUCAAUUCAUUGAAAAGAUGGACCAAAUGAAGGUUUUGAGUGUCACCGGCUAUGGUGUAUAUCCUUCUCACCUGCAAAAUCUUUCAUCCAUACGUUAUCUAUCAAACGUAAAAAGAAUCAGAUUUGAACAUGUUUCAUUGUCAUCCUCAAUUCGUCCCAUCUUUGAGUUACAUAAUCUAAAGAAACUUGCUUUUGUUAUGUGUGAGUUUGGUGAUGCUUUGAUGAGUUGCACCACCGGGUCAUCACCGUAUAUACUACCAAAUCUAACAGAGCUUGUAAUCGACCGGUGUUAUGAUUUAAAAGGACUACCAUCUGAACUAUGCAAUCUUGGUCAACUAGUGAAACUCAGCAUCACCAAUUGCCAUGAACUGGAGACUCUUCCUAAAGAGUUGGGAAGUCUAUCAAAUCUUGAAAGCUUAAUGCUUCAUUGUUGCACAAAACUACAAGAAAUUCCCGAAUCAAUUGGAAGCUUGAGUAAGUUGAGCUUUAUAGAUAUAUCUGAUUGUUUGAGUGUAAGUAUACUGCCUGAAGAAAUUGGUGAACUAAGUGGUCUGAAAGUACUUAGGAUGAGCGGUUGUCGUGGGUUACAAGAAUUGCCAAUGUCCAUGAGCAAACUGUGGCAGCUAGAAGAUGUGAUAUGCGAUGAAGAGACGUCGUAUUUGUGGAUGAAUUUCGAAAGUGAUCUCUAUAAUUUGAAGAUAAAUGUUAUUGAAGAUGAUAGGUUUGAAAGCUUUAUGAAGAUCAUUCAGUAAGUUCUCUGAAUCCACUUGUUUGUCAUCAUCCUAUAUGAAG
Messenger RNA from Erigeron canadensis, 2554 nucleotides. Its product is annotated as probable disease resistance protein At5g66900. Lineage: Eukaryota; Viridiplantae; Streptophyta; Magnoliopsida; Asterales; Asteraceae. Gene Ontology annotation, biological process: defense response to fungus. The record is from RefSeq and is a predicted model, not a curated record. Gene Ontology annotation, molecular function: ADP binding. The transcript is spliced from 5 exons. Bases 58 to 2514 code for a protein of 818 amino acids.